Durusdinium trenchii is the source of this 10613-nucleotide messenger RNA. NCBI's taxonomy places the organism in Eukaryota, Dinophyceae, Suessiales, Symbiodiniaceae. The record is from the annotation of a GenBank genome assembly.
AUGGUUGACAGCUGGGUGCGACCCGCAGCGCUUGCCCUUUUCUUGGUGAUCUGCACACACGGCCAAGAGACCGGAACCUUCCUGGCACAAGAACAGGCGGAAACGCCGUGCGCGUGCCAGAACCCGCUUGCAUCGCAAGGGAUCCAGAUUCACUCACCUGGAUCUGAAAGCCGCUUCGUUGUUGAACCGCCACCACGGCAGCAAGAUGCCGCAGACUAUGGUGAAUGGUGCAGCAUGGAGAUGCGAAUGCGGCUCGGUGCAACUCCAGCGUCACAGCUGGUGCGCGGGAUGUGGAACCCACUUCUCCUCUACGAGCUGGAGUGUGGCACGCCAUCUACCAGGCUGCCAGUGGAUCUAGUGACGGAAGAGCAGGACAAGGAGACGGUGAAGGCAGCUGGCCAGCAGAUGGUGAUCCCGGGAGGUGCGACAGCAUCUACGGAGGGGGACACCGAAGUGCUACAGCCAGAGGUCAAGGACAGAUUCACCGAGCUCCUUCACCUGAUGGGGGAUUCCGCACCAGAGACCUUGAAGAUGGAGGUGCAAAAGUUCCUGGCGCCAGAAUCAUGCAAGAAGCUGCGACAUCAAGAUCUCUCCAAGGCAGACAAGUUGGAGCGACAGAUUGCUGCAGCCAGGAAAGAAGUAGACUUGCUGGACUCGCGAUGGAGAGAGUUUGUCACGCUCAUCCAGACGAAAUUCGAGCACCAGAGGCAAGGCUAUAUUCAGCAGCGCGAGGACCAGCUCCAAACACUCGACAAAAAGAUGAAGGAGCUGGAAAGCUUGCGAGAAGAGAUACGUCGCAGUGCGGCCAAUGUCAAGAGCACCGAAGCGGCGGUCAAGCCAAUGAGUCAGGUGACACAAGAAUCUGGCGCAGAGGCAGAGAUUUUCCAGAUGGACGUGGACAAGCUCAACAAGCGCAAUGCCAUGUGUCCGUUCGGGCAACCCUCCAAGGUUCCGAAGCUGGAUGGACAGGGGAAGAAGGUGCCAGAAGACCUGGACGACAAGCUGCUGAUGGCUGGCAUAAAGAGCUGUGCGCUGAUCAUGGUAAUGAACGAGACCUUCAACAGCAAGUUGGGGGGGGUUGGUGUGAUGACCAACUUCUUUGACCUUGAGGCGGAUGAUUUCUAUGAUGACGGAAGUGCGGCUUUUGAAGAAGCAAGAGAAGGUUUUCCACUCCAGCUGAUUCCCGUGCGUGGAGAAGAGAGGGGGGCUUUGGAUGUCCUCUUGAUCACCACAGAAGGAUCUUUUCCAGGGCACAUUUUCCUGGUGGACUUCUUUGUGGCGGAAAUGCUGGAUGCAAGGGGCGCGGUCUUGUUUCGUGAAGGUUGGGAUCCUUUCACGACAGAACGUAUCUUUGAGCUUCUCUCACCUGCUAACCUUUGUGCAAGCUCGGCUAUAUGCUUUGUCGAGCUGGCAGAGGAGCGAUGGGCUUGGCCUCACCCAUUCCAUGCAAAAUCCGGCAGCCGUUUGAAGGCUGUUGAAAUCCCUGUGAAUGAGGACGAGGAUGACCUCUCCGAUUGUAGCACUUGGCUUACAACGGAUAGUUCAUCAAGUUCCGACUCAGCAACAUCCUGGGGGGAAGACCCUGAUCCAGAGCGCCUAACACUUGGGCGCGGUGGCUCACACCCAGGGGCCUGGACGGGGGAGCAGGAUGUUGUUGCACAUGAUGACACACGAGAAGUGUCGAAGGAGGAACAUGAUUGGGGAGUUUUUAUGCAGUUGAAUACAGAAACUACCCCACCCAAUACUCUCUCGACGAGAUCUCCUGAAAUCACAGUCUCUUUGGCUAGCAGUGGGCCUCCUCCUGUUGAUCGACCAUUGCAUUUUACCAAUUUGGAGGCAAACAUAUGUGAAGUAAGAAGAUUUCUUCUGGGCUAUUGGAGGGGACUUCCGUGGCGAUCCACGCCACAACAUUUGCUGGUUCACUGCAUGGCGUUUACUGGACAAGCCACCAGGACGCAGGAGGUUCAGUGUCCAGUGGAAACUUUCCUGGCGCCAUAUCCCUUCCGAGACCUCGAGAGCUGGUGUCAGGUACAAGGACAGCCGAUGAACGUUGACCACUUCAGGGUGUUCCCAUUGGCCUAUGAGAUUUACCAGAACAUCCCGUCAUUGCUGAUGGUCGAAAACUGUCGUGGCAUGGACGUCCCGAUUGCUGUUCGAUAUGAAUCACCAGAGCAUGUGCUUCUUUUGACAUAUGUGGCAACACAGAGCUUGCAGGUGCAUAACAUCAUCCAAUGGGUUGGUCUACAUGCUGACAUCAACUAUGACCUGGAGAUUGCCAGGAAUGGUGUUCUAGUACACCAAUAUAGGAUGAUCACCUUCCGGCCUGGUGAUUUGCUGUUGAUUCGUGCCCACCCCUAUGACGGGAGCACAACAGAAACAGGAUUCUCUAGUGGAUCAAUGCCGGGAAGUUCCCAAAUUACCUGGUCAUCUCAAGAAGGAUCAGGUGAUGGAAGUUUGCAACUGCAGUUUCCUCAGAUGGCAGAAGAAGAGGUGGUGGAAGAUGACCAUGUUGGUUUCUUUCAAUGGAGGGGACCUUCCGCUCAUGGCACGAAUCCACGCACAUUGCAUGCGGGGCAAGCGCCGGGCAGGAAUCCAGAUGAAGCCCUGUGGGACGUCAACACACGAGUGCAUGGGCUAGAUCUGAUCCAGCAUGAUAUGAGAGCUUUUCUCUGGGCCCAUGGACGUUGGCCUCCCCUGAUCAUCCAUGCUACGUGGGUUAAUGGUUACUUCGUGGAACCUAUGGGUGAAGGGGGCAUCUCGGAACGUGAGCUUCUUGUUGCGGUUAGACGAGCGGUACAGAAUGCUGUACCCCCAUGGGAGAUGCUGGAGUUCGGCUUUGUGAGGCCCCAGCCUACCCCGUGGCAGGCACAGGAUUUGGAUGGCAUGCAUUUGUUGGCUGUUCCACGAGCUUUGAGGGCCUAUGAGGUUGCAGUGCUGUUGGUGAUUGAGCAAAUCCGCGAUGGCAGAUCGACAAUCACUCUUCGGCCGUUGCUAGCUACUAGGAGACAGAACAAAUGGAGCUUGCUGCAGAUUGUGGGUCUUGAUCAAGAUUGUGCGGAUCAGGCAUGCUCAGUGAGAUAUGGAGCAAUUUAUUCCCUGGGGAGUCAAUGGGUACUCUUGGAAAGCUGGAUGCGCAUUGACAUUGAGGUGGGUGAGUACCAGGAUCAGUGUGGAGAGCCUCUAGCGCGAAUUGACUUGGGAUCUCCACCAACCCAGGGGGACACAUCUAUCUUUGAGGAUGCGACCUCGUUUCUGCAGUUCACGUUCUCUGGCCCGAGCAAGCAGAACUAUGAUGUUGGAACCCUCAUGAUGCUGGAAGAAGAAGACAUGACCUCCUUCUCACAAGCACCUCUUGACGUGCCAGAACUGCCGGUUGAAGUUGCUGUUUUGGCUGACUGGGAGGUCACAAGGGUAUGGGCUGCAGCUGUGGACGCAGGAUUUUUGCGGCUAUUCCGGGAACCUGAUAGGGAACGAACGCUCACAGUCUACAACUUGGUGGACAGUGACACUUCUAAUGUCCCGUAUCUGCUUCCCUGGUUUGGCGGAAUGAGCUUCAUCGCGGCGAUCCAACAAGCCUGGCCGGAGUUGCAAGACGGCCAGUGGGACUUUCAAGCUUUUUGGCCUGACACUACGUUGGUCGCACAGCCGCCUGGGUGUGUGGUUGUUCUAGCACCCCAAGACCAGCUGUUUGCUCAUGCAGAGCCUCGAUGCUGGUAUGUGGAAUAUAUUUUGCAGCUGGAAGACCAUUGUGCCAGUUAUGCUGAAGUUGAGUUCAUUGAGCCCGAGGUGCGAGUCCGUGAUGUACUAGCACGACGAUCAGUGACAGCUCAGGCACUCAGUGGGGAGAUGAGGAUUGAGCACAAUGGAGUCCUCUUGCAACCGUACCAUCGCCUUAUUGUCCAACAUGGUGAUGUUCUGACUAUUGUGGUUAGCCGCAGAGCAGUACAGAGAUUGCAAGGGGGACGAUGGGACCCUGCUGUUGAUGGCCAGAUUGCGGUUCGUUCUAUGGAUGGAUGGCAGUUCUUCAUGCUGGUUUCCACCUAUAUGCGGGAAGGAGAAUACCUCUGUCUUCGACCAGGGCGCAAUCCACCUGGAGGCAUGGGGAUUCUACGAGGAGCCAUCAACUUCUACCAUGAUGAAAGAUGGCUUCGAAGGCAAAUGAGGAGGCUCUGGGUGGACUUUAGGGAGCGAGCAUUUAUGCAGUCCAGUGACGAAGAUUCGAUACCCCUGUUGAGCACGCACAUUCUGGCCUUCCGGCUCUGGAGACAAACGUCACGACCUCGCCUGCUGCACAUUUGGAGAACCUGGCGACAAGAUGAAGAACUACGUCCGGUCUCUUUAUGGCACAAUGGAGUGGCAGUGGAGCAGGAUGAUGAUUUCCCUGUGGAAGCUGGUGAUUACUUCUUUGUGAAAGCGGCUCCGAGAGGAUGCAAGCGGCCCAGACUGGACCAGCAGAUUGCCAGAAUGAGCCGACAAAUGGUAUCAGGCAGGUCCUUGAUGCAACGACACAGAAUCAGACGAGAAGUCUAUGAUGUCUAUGAGGUGUAUCAGAGAUACUCCCCAUUCCCGUCUAUCUUUAGAUGUGCACCUGGACACUGGUUCACUGGCCUACGAUCAUGCAUCUUGGACCACUUGGGGGCUAUGUGGCUUGACACAGACCGCACCAAUGCCUUGAUCCUGGAGGUCAAGCCCCAACCGGCUGGGAGACAGAUGGGAGAGAAGAUGGUGAUCCUGGCUAUGUCGGGCUCCUACCUGCCCACACAGAGCGUGAUCUUGGUUGGCCUAUACUUCUCCAACGUGCAGUACAAGCAGGUUCUUGUGAUUCCCUACCUUCUCACCAGGCUGCAAUUCAUUCAAGAGCUUGGGCUGACAAAAGAGUGUGGCAAGUAUGGCAUCUCUAGAUGUCUAAUCCAAGUCGGAUUUGCACCUUGGGAGCAACAAGAUCCACAUGCUCGACUACUGGCACACUCAAGCUAUCUCCAAGUUUGGGUGGAUGGACAAGAUCCGGGCAGUUGUCAGGACAACGCACCUGAUGAAGGUAUGCCCUCUGAGGAGUCAGAUGAUCAGGCUUUGCUUCAGGUACCCUGGCCAGGCCAGGAGGUUCUUGCCCUUCAGAAGCUCUCUCCUCCUGGCAACCCUGUGCGCUUUCAUCCAUGGGUGGAAGAUGACGAGGAUGAAGCGGGUGGUGGAUACUAUGACCCACGAUGUGACAAUGACUUUUGGUUGGAGUUCAUUCAGGGCACUAGCAACAUGAGUCAGACAUCUGUGCACACAGAGAAUGAGACCCAUGUGGAGGUAGUGCGAAGCCAACAAGUUGUCUUGCCCUUGCAGAAUAGCACCUACUCCCAAGAGGCCACAAAUAUGGAGGAAAUGCGAUCUUCUACUGAAGUUGGACGGCAACUAAGUGCAUUUGUGGAAAACUUCCUGGCCACCCUGGAUGGAGCAGUCUGCCACAAUACCUUCGUGAUGCAAUUUUGUAAGGACUUGAAGGCUGACACGUUCCAGGAUGCACAUACAUGGCUGGAUCAAAACGAUUGGGCAGGGGAGACUGCCGAAGUCAACAACAACCUGCCACUCCAGACGGAUGUGGAGAUUGCCAACAAGAAGGUCCCGCUGCGUUUGGAAGAGACCUUGGGGACAACCUUUGCCCCCUGCAGUGCACUGGGAAGUGGGGGCCCUGGGAUUGACUUCAGAGAGGCUUGUGAGGCACUGAAUUGGUUCAAUACUCACGUUGUGCAACCAAAUUUCAAUCAGCAGCUGAGAUGGCAUGCUCAUAGCUAUCCUUGGAUUGUUCUUCCUCAAUGGCAGCUGCAGGAAGUAAAAGAACUUUGGUUUUACCUGGACGGCUCCAAAGAUGAUUACGGAACAGGAGCUGCAGUGACCCUAUGGGUAUGGGGUGAUGAAUGGAUGUGGGGUGGAUCUCUACAACAUCAUCUCCAUGGCGAAGUUGAUGCCUACCAUGGGGAAAUCGCGGCACAAAUGAUGGCCCUGAAAUGGGUACAUGACCUGUUUCGUACAGUGGGACGAGCAUGGAGCGCCAAUCCAGCUGUGCACUUUUGCUUUGACUCUGAUUCGGCGGCUGGGGUUGUCUUUGGACUUUACUCCAGUACGGACCCACAAUGUCAGAAGGCCAGAGCUUUGAUGCACAUGGUCCAGGUUGCGCAUGACAUCUUGGUUGAGCCACAGAAGGAGGCAGAUGAGGAGGUAGCCGCAACUUUGGCAGGAUGGCAGGACCAAAGGGUGCAUGGGGCAGAUGUGACACUUAAAGGCACCAUGAUGUCCUGCAAUGUGCUGACCUUGAAGCAGAAUUAUGUGUCGGCUUUCCUCGCGGUGAAAGCAUAUUUGCAUCUGUGUGGAGCGAAGAAUAUUGCCCUCGCAGCUCUCCAAGAAACACGUCUCAAGAACCUAGCGUUCAGAGAUGAUCACUAUAUGAUCAGGUGCCACCCGGCUGAAAGGGGACAUGGCGGUGUCAUGUUAGCCCUCAAUACCUUGCUCUUCCAGAUCAUUGAGGCUGAUGGUCAGGUGCGGCGAAUUCAUGAAGAUCAAUGGACGGUGGUGGCGAGCUCACACAGGUUCAUUUUGACGAGAUUGUGGGCCGGCUCUGUGGAUCUCCUUAUUGCCAAUCUUCAUGUGCCACACAGUGGGCACACGGAGGCUGAGCUCACUGACUUCUGGGAGGCCUUCCAACGAGCAAUACCAGACCAUCUAAGAGGCAAGGAAAUGAUCUUGAUGGGAGAUUUCAACGCAAGGGUUGGUCAAGUGACCUCUACGGCCAUAGGAGCUUGGGGCGGUGAGGAGGAAUCCAUAGCUGGAGGACUUCUGCAUGAGUUCCUUCUGCGGCAAGGCCUCUUUUUGCCUGCCACCUUCGAGGGUAUACAUGAGGGACCUGCAUACACAUGGACCCACCCCAAUGGAGCCACUGCACGUUUGGACUAUGUGGCUAUUCCUUUGAAGUGGAGUACUACCAGAUUGCGUACUUGGAAUGAUCUUGGGCUUCAGGCCCAUCAACAUUUGCAUGAUCAUCUGGCCACCUGCAUGCAGCUCACUGCUGCCAUUGGCGGAAGCACUGAGCUCACACGGAGCCGUCGAGCACCACCCAGAGAGAAAUUGGAUGUGCUUCAUGGGCCAUUUGUGAUGCGACAGGUUGUUGAUACUAUGGCUCCGAUCCCAUGGAACUUGGACAUGCAUCAACAUGCACAUGAGCUCGUGAAACGCUUCAACCAAGGCAUACAGAAGAUCCUUCCUUUGAGGGGGCGCUUUCACCGUAAGCCCUAUCUUGCUACAGACACCAAGGAUGCCAUCAUCGUGAAGGCGGCCUGGAGGAAGACCAUGUUGCAGCUGCAAACUUGGAUGAAGCAACAUACCUUGAGGACAUGUUUCUGGGCAUGGGCACACUCGGCCCAGUCCCCCUCUUGGGAAUGGCUGGCGGCUUUCGAAAGCCUUAUGGGAAGGCAUUGGGCUCAUGCACUGAAGCAUUUCCGUCAGGUGCGAAACCAGACCACUACUCUUUUGAGGAGAGAUGCUAACCACUUCUUCGAGCAGCUGAAGCAGAGCUGGGGUGAAGUUGACUGCAGUGGAAGCACUCGUGAGUUGUGGCAGAAGGUCAAGAUGUACCUCCCUAAGAUGCAGAUGAGACGGGAAGUGCGCAGUGCACAGCAACAGGAAGCGAUGAGGGAACAAUGGGAACCCCAUCUUUGCCGGUUGGAGGCUGGCACACCCACCCAAUUGAAGGAACUCUAUGAGGAGGUGCUUGCGAAGCCACAGGAAGAAGAAGAGAACUGUGUGCACCACUUCGCGGACCUCCCGACCCUUACAGCAAUAGAAGUCUCCCUCAGGCGCACUAAACCUGGGAAGGCUAGCGGCCCAGAUGGCCUGGAGUCUACGUGGCUUCAUUGUGCAGCUGGGUGCAUGGGCACAUGGGUGUACGACGCUGUGUUGAAGAUGAUGUACACCAUGAAAGAGCCCAUUCAAUGGAAAGGCGGCACCCUCUACAUGUUGCCAAAGGUAAUCCAGCCCACAGAACCUUCGCAAUUCAGAGGGGUGAUGCUUCUUGGAGUACUCGUCCGUCGGAUCCACGCCCUAUUUCGGGAUGCCCUCAUGGCUCAAGUUUCAGAACAGUCACCACCUGGACAACUAGGCGGAUUUCCACAUCAAGAGUGCCUCUUUGGAAGUCUUUAUGCGCGCACUUUGAUGAGGCGCGCCUACCAGGCUAAGCUUCCCAGCGCCAUUCUCUUUGUGGACUUGAGGGCGGCAUUUCACUCCUUGGUGAGGGAGCUGGUUCUCGGGAAGGAGCUAGGCGGACAUGUGGACUUGAUGGCGCUUCAAGAAACUUUGAAGAAGGAAGGUUUCGAGGAUGACCUCAUACACAAGAUGACGCACUCUCAUGGAGUUCUACCUGAAGGGCCUCUGAAAGCACUCAUGCGUGAACUACACGGCUAUACAUGGUCCACUAUCCAUGGUAGAGGCGUGCGUACCGCAAGAGGUUCACGGCCAGGGAGCCCUUUGGCGGAUGCUUUGUUCCACUGCUUGAUGAGCCCCAUUGUUGCAAAGAUUGAAAAUCACUUGCAGGCCCGGCCACAGCAGCGGCAUGCUCGAGAAACCCUUGGCAGUCAAGCGGUACAAGUGGUGUGGGCAGAUGAUCUCGCUGUACCACUCCUCGCUACUAGCAAUGCUGACAUGGAGGCAGAGAUCAGGUAUGCCUUUGGUGUUGUCUUUGACGUUUUCCAUGAAUAUGGCAUGACGCUCAAUAUGAGCAGAGGCAAAACAGAAGUCUUGGUGACUUAUGCUGGCUCAGAAGCCCGUGCAUUCCGAGAACGACUUCGAAGAGAGCCCCAGAUGAAUGCGCAGGUGGGAACAUCGUCAUCUACCAUGUGCCUUGUCCUGGGGAAUGCAUACAAGCACUUGGGGACUACCAUGGCCGCGGCAGGACGUCUCCACCUUGAAGUCAAGCGCAGAGUAGGACAGGCAUGGGGCGCAUUCCGGCAACUUGCUCGGCCAGUCUUUUUGAACAAGGCUCUCAAGGAAUCCACACGCAUUUUCUUGCUGGAGACAUUGGUUUUCACUAAGCUGCUUUAUGGAUGUGGCAGUUGGAAUGGCCUAACUCUAGCUGAUGAGCACAAGCUUUCGGUCUGCUACUUGGGUUUGCUUAGGCGGACUCUGGGACAGGUGAAGACUCAUGAUGCUGAGGUUCUUAGUGACUUGGCCAUCUUGCAACGGACGGGAUGUGCACCGAUCAUGGUGCGGAUCUCGCAACAACGAUUUCUUCUCGCUGCACGGGUGGCUCGUUUUGCACCUUCCUUUGUGCACGAGGAGUUGCUCCGGGAAGAGGCUGAGAUGGCGCAAAGCUGGCGAGGCAUGGUGACGGAAGACCUUGGCUGGCUUCAUGCCAUGGUGGAUCUCUCGAAAUGGGGGACUACCCUGCCGGCGCUUUGGGAGGCUUGGCAGCAUCAGAAACCAGGCUGGCAACAUGUGCUGCGGAAAGCAGUGCAAAAAUACCGGUGCAUUAUGCAUCUUUUGCACACUGCGCCUGUGGAGCGGGGUGAGGAAGAGGAAACUCUUCAGGAUCUCUGGAUGAAGGUGCACUGCAGAUGCCAUUGCGGGCAAGGUUUUGCCUCCUUGAAAGCGCUGCGAAUGCAUCAGAUGACAGCCCAUUCGUGGCGCACGCCAAUCUCGGGAUAUCUUCAUGGGGCAACCUGUCCAGUAUGCCUCAGGCAUUAUUGGACGAAGAAUCGCCUUCGAAUCCACUUGAGGUAUGUCUCCCGGAAGGGCAUUGGCAACACAUGUGCCUCUUGGUUGCAAGCCUUUGGAGUGAGCGAGGAAGCGCGUGAGGAUCUUCCUGCAGAUCCUUUUGUUGCCCUGAAAGGGGCAUGCAGAGUGGAGGCAGUGCAGCUUCAUGGACCUCGGGUUUUUGGGGCUACUGUUGAUGAUGUCGCCACUUUGGAGCAGGAAUUUCUUGACCUCAAGGACGAGCUUGAGAGGUCGGGGGUCUCUUUCCAUCCGGAUCCUGACUUCUUACAAGCCAUUGGAGAAGAAUGCGCACAGGCUGUUGCCAAUGGAACUGCAACGAAGACCUUCUACCAGCAAUGGGAAGAUGUUGACAUGGGCAUUUUGCUCGGCAUGGUUUUCCUGUGGGGCAUGCAAACCGACCUUGACGAGAAAGGUCCACAGGGAGCGGCCGUCCCGGCCGCCCUACCGUGGCCCACAGAGAGGACGGUGCUGAUCAGCGGUGAGUCUGGAGCGGGGAAGACGGAGACCACGAAGUUCGUGAUGAAGUUCUUGGCGAUGGCCGGAGCAUCUGAUGGUGAGGUGACCAACGUGGAAAAGCAGGUUUUGGAAUCCAAUCCACUCUUGGAAGCUUUUGGCAAUGCUCGAACUUUGAGGAAUGACAACUCCAGCCGCUUUGGCAAGUUCAUCGAGCUGCAGUUUCGCAGCAGUGGCAAGGAUGCGGCUUCUUUGGGCGUCGCGGGCGAAAACUGUCGCCUUUGUGGUGCUCGGAUUCAAACCUAUCUAUUGGAAAAGGUGCGGGUUUGUGAUCAACAGGAAGGUGAGAGGAACUACCACCUCUUCUACGAGGCAUGCGCAGCAGCGGCCUUGGCCUCUCAAUCCAACUACUC